CUGAAAGAAGACGACGGACUAGUCCCCGGGGUCCGGGCUGAGGUCUUGGCUCGAGGGCGCAGCUGUCCGGCUCCGGGCAGCGUCGCCUCGGUGGCUUAGGAGACGGUUGCGCAAGGAACCGGCCGGAGGCUCGGAAGAGGGAUGCGCGGGGCGUUGCCUCCGACCCGCCGCCGCCGCCGCCGCCCGAAGUCCCAGAGGAGCUGAGGGAGGCGACGCCGAAGCGCUGGCCCGCAGUGGCCCGGGCUGCAGCGCGGCCGGCGCAGUAGGGCACUCUCCCGGUUUGUGGACCGACCCGGCUCCGGCGCCGCCGAUCCCGGUCCGGGGUCCGCCCCCCAGGCCCGGCCUGGUUCCCCGCUCCCAGAUGAGCACCGAGGGCGGGCCUCCGCCACCCCCGCCGCGCCCGCCGCCUGCCCCACUCCGCCGAGCGUGCAGCCCGGCGCCCAGCGCGCUCCAGGCCGCCUUGAUGAGCCCGCCACCCGCCGUCACCCUGGAGUCCACUUCGUCGUCGUCAUCAUCAUCCUCUGCCUCCUGUGCCUCGUCCUCUUCUAACUCCGUCAGCGCCUCGACCGGUGCUUGCAAGAGUGCGGCUAGCGGCGGCGGCGCGGGCGCCGGGAGUGGGGGCACCAAGAAGGCGACCUCGGGGCUGCGGCGGCCGGAGAAGCCUCCUUACUCGUACAUCGCGCUCAUCGUCAUGGCCAUCCAGAGCUCGCCCAGCAAGCGCCUGACGCUCAGUGAGAUCUACCAGUUCCUGCAGGCGCGCUUCCCCUUUUUCCGUGGCGCCUACCAGGGCUGGAAGAACUCCGUACGCCACAACCUCUCGCUCAACGAGUGCUUCAUCAAGCUGCCCAAGGGCCUCGGGCGACCGGGCAAGGGCCACUACUGGACCAUCGACCCGGCCAGCGAGUUCAUGUUCGAGGAAGGUUCGUUCCGCCGGCGGCCGCGCGGCUUCAGGCGGAAGUGCCAGGCUCUCAAACCCAUGUACCAUCGCGUGGUGAGCGGCUUGGGCUUCGGGGCCUCUCUGCUGCCCCAGGGCUUCGACUUCCAAGCGCCCCCGUCGGCGCCUCUAGGUUGCCAUGGUCAGGGCGGCUAUGGUGGCCUCGACAUGAUGCCCGCAGGCUAUGAUACAGGGGCGGGUGCUCCGGGCCACGCGCAUCCACACCACCUCCACCACCACCACGUCCCCCACAUGUCGCCCAACCCGGGCUCCACCUAUAUGGCCAGCUGCCCGGUGCCCGCAGGUCCUGCGGGCGUCGGUGCCGCAACAGGUGGUGGAGGUGGCGGCGGGGACUAUGGGCCGGACAGCAGUAGCAGCCCUGUGCCCUCAUCCCCGGCUAUGGCAAGCGCCAUAGAGUGUCACUCGCCCUACACUAGCCCUGCGGCACAUUGGAGCUCCCCUGGCGCUUCACCUUACCUCAAGCAGCCGCCUGCCUUGACGCCAAGCAGUAAUCCCGCGGCCUCUGCUGGUCUGCACCCCAGCAUGUCUUCCUACUCGUUGGAGCAGAGCUACUUGCACCAGAACGCCCGCGAGGACCUCUCAGUUGGACUGCCCCGUUACCAGCAUCACUCCACUCCAGUGUGUGACAGAAAAGAUUUCGUCCUCAAUUUCAAUGGCAUUUCUUCUUUCCACCCUUCCGCUAGUGGCUCUUAUUAUCACCAUCACCACCAGAGCGUGUGCCAAGAUAUUAAGCCCUGUGUUAUGUGAAUGGACAGAGGCCUUGAAGGCCGCUCUCCCUCUUCUGCCCUCUCCUCCUCUCCCCUCCGAGAAGGGCAGCCAGCAACUGCAAAGGACUCACACACUGUGCACGCUGGAUAGCGGAAUAGCAGUAAGUAGCACGCCCAUCACUUAGACAAACACCCAGGGGAGUCCUGCUCACAGAUAUUUGCCAGCCCCGGCCCGUGGAAGAGGAAACCUUUCAAAAGGCAAUGUCCCAGAAGAGGGGCAGACAGAGGUGGUUACUACAAGUAAGACAUAUGUUACUGUGUGGAGGACAUAAACCUUUUCAGUUCUGGGGUGGCCAUUGCAUUCACUAAUCAGGGUCUGAAAAGGGAGGUGUGUGUGUGUGUGUGUGUGUGUGUGUGUGUGUGUGUGUGUGUGUAUGCUUUUCAAAAUUGCAGUGCUAAAAGCACAGAAUUUCAAGAAAGCCUUCUCUAGUUCCCUGGCUCAGUAGGACAUUUCGCCCGCUCACCUUCAGCCCCCCAACACUCCCUUCGGAUACAGGUGCCAAAGAACAUUGUGAAGAAAUGAAGAACCGAUAGUCUAGUUUAAGAAAGUGGCUCCCAGUAUUGUGACAGUACAUUUUUACAAGGUUGUUUUUUCUACCACCGUAUUUUAAAAGUAUUUUUAUGAUCUUCGUAUACUCACACUUCGCUUGUAUUGUAAAAGGAGGGUAUAUUUGCACUUAUGUAUACUUUUACAGUUUGCCAAGAUAUUUUGAUGUAAGGUUUUUUUUUUUUUCAAUAAAAUGUGUAUAACAAGU
Mus pahari (shrew mouse) is the source of this 2477-nucleotide messenger RNA. RefSeq names its product forkhead box F2 (gene Foxf2). Bases 362 to 1702 code for a protein of 446 amino acids. The record is from RefSeq and is a predicted model, not a curated record. Gene Ontology annotation, biological process: animal organ morphogenesis; regulation of transcription by RNA polymerase II. The transcript is spliced from 2 exons. Lineage: Eukaryota; Metazoa; Chordata; Mammalia; Rodentia; Muridae. Gene Ontology annotation, cellular component: nucleus. Gene Ontology annotation, molecular function: RNA polymerase II cis-regulatory region sequence-specific DNA binding; DNA-binding transcription factor activity, RNA polymerase II-specific.